Molecule: messenger RNA, 630 nt
Organism: Didymella exigua CBS 183.55
Lineage: Eukaryota; Fungi; Ascomycota; Dothideomycetes; Pleosporales; Didymellaceae
Product: PR-1-like protein
Exons: 1
Source: RefSeq, a predicted model, not a curated record
ACAUCAAAGCCAGCGGUAGUCCCAAGCUCGUCAAAGCCCGUGCUCGCACCCAGUACGACCCCAGUGCCAUCCACCGGCGGCCGCAUCACAGGAACCGCGCAGGCCUACCUCUCCAUCGGCCUUGCCUACCAGGCCGCCAUCCUCUACCACCACAACGCUGCCCGCGCAAACCACGGCGCCCCGCCGCUCAUCUGGGACUCAUCCUGCGAGGCCAACGCCCGCGCCGCCGCGAAUACUUGCACCUACGCGCGCUACGUGCCCGCCGGAGUAAGCCAGGGCCAGAACCGCUACCUCUCCACGUCCGACGGCUUCAACGUUACCGCAGCCAUCACCGAAUCAUGGUACAAGAACCAGUUCUCGUCUGUCGCGCCUUGGUUUGGAAUCGCCACCCUGCCCGUCUCGUUGCUUGCUAGCGUGGACCAGCUCACGCAGGUGCUGUGGAAGGGAACCUCGAGAGUGGGUUGUGCGUCUGUGGACUGCGGUACGAGGAUGAGCGGUGGAGGUGCGACGGCUGCGUCCAACAAAUACACGGUUUGUAACUAUGCUGCGGCAGGGAAUGUUGGCGGUCUGUUCGCGAUCAAUGUUGGCCGCCCGCUUUCGACUACCGCUCUGGGCAGGUGGACUGACUGA